Molecule: messenger RNA, 1173 nt
Organism: Fusarium mangiferae
Lineage: Eukaryota; Fungi; Ascomycota; Sordariomycetes; Hypocreales; Nectriaceae
Product: putative Altered inheritance of mitochondria protein 24, mitochondrial
Exons: 3
Coding region: 1-1173 (390 amino acids)
Biological process (GO): inner mitochondrial membrane organization
Cellular component (GO): mitochondrial inner membrane
Source: RefSeq, a predicted model, not a curated record
AUGCGAGGCCAAUUGCCCUUGACGAGAGCGGCGCGAGGACUCAGGCUGCGGGCAUUACCCUCGUAUACUUGCACUCAGUGCAGGAGUAUUCAGAUCAGCGCUGCGCCGAGCACUGAAGCGCCAAAGGUUGGAGCCGAUGCCUUUGGAGCUCUCGAGGCAAGGGAUCCUGCGGAUGCUCGAUUCGAGGUUCUCGGCUCACCAUAUUCGCUCCUUUCUGUGACCUUGUCGGCAUCGCAGAAGCUCUAUACUCGGAGGGGUACCUUGGUUGCUGUAGCCGGCAAGCCUGAAAAUGCCCAGUCCACUCUCUCGAUCCUCAACCCGAUCACACGAGCCUUUCUCGGCGUUCCCUUUCUCUACCAGCGCAUCUCAGCCACGACGCCCAUCACGGCCUUGAUAUCGACGAAAUCACCGACAACCACUUUUACAGUCCUCCACCUUGACGGAACGACAGAUUGGAUGAUCUCACAGAGAAACGCACUAUUGGCUUGGACAGGUCACACUCUUGCGCCCUCGGCGCGUAUUCAGAGCAGCCUCACACUGGCCCAUUGGGGCAACACACUCCUAACGGGACGAGGUCUCGCCGCUCUAUCAGCACCAGGGCAAAUCUACGAGCUCACUCUCAAGGAGGGAGAGGAGUUUGUCGCACACCCCGGAAGUGUUGUCGCCUAUUCGAUCAGCCGACAUCCGCCACAGCCUUUCCGCUUUAAGAGCAACAGCCUACGACUCCAGGUGCCCUCGCUAUCGAGAUGGAUCUCAGAGCCUGAGUGGGUGAAGACUGUGCGCAACUCGGAGGUAUGGAAGUACCUUGCAAGAGCUUUCUACAGCAUGCGAACCGCUACUCGACGAACCAUCUGGGGCGAUCGUCUUUUCCUCCAAUUUCAUGGUCCCACAAAGAUCCUCAUGUCUAGCCGAGGAGUGCGCGCUUCAGACGUUCUCACUGACAAGCAAGUGAAUGAGAUUGCCGAUGCGCAACCCGGUGUUCUGGCAGAAGCUCUCGACGUGAAGAAUAAGCUCAAGCUGACUGACGGUACAGAGACCAAGCCUGCCCCUGUCAAAGCUGUUGAGCCAGAAGUGGAAGAUAAGUCAGUGACGGGAAUUCACGUUGCCACAGUUGAGAAGGAUGGCAAGGUGAAAUUCGAGGACAACAAGGAUCUCAAAGAGUUCAUACGAUGA